Molecule: messenger RNA, 571 nt
Organism: Juglans microcarpa x Juglans regia
Lineage: Eukaryota; Viridiplantae; Streptophyta; Magnoliopsida; Fagales; Juglandaceae
Product: salt stress-induced hydrophobic peptide ESI3
Exons: 2
Coding region: 289-453 (54 amino acids)
Cellular component (GO): membrane
Source: RefSeq, a predicted model, not a curated record
AUACGAGUCAAAAGGAAACACAUAAUGGCUGAAAAUAUUACACGUAGCAAACCCCUUGCCAUCGUGGCACUUUGAGACCCCUUAGCUAUGACAUCUGUUCCAACUGACUUUGGCUUUUUCAUACCUCCUUGAUCCUUCCCUCCUCCUCCUCCUCCUCCUCCCUACUAUACACUAAUCUUUUACUAAAUCCAACUCAAACCCAUUUUCCACAGUAGAUAUCUCUUAUCAAAUUCUGCAGAAACUCCAUAAAGUUUAUUGCACAAGUUCCAUCAAACUCUGCAGGAAUUCAUGGGCUCAGAAACUUUCCUGGAAGUGAUAUUGGCAAUACUCCUACCACCUGUUGGAGUCUUCCUGCGUUAUGGCUGUGGAGUGGAGUUCUGGAUCUGUUUGCUGCUAACAAUAUUGGGAUACAUACCUGGAAUCGUAUAUGCCAUCUACGUGUUAGUGGGAUAGCCUGGCUCAUGACGAUGUUGAUACUAGUAUGAGAGUUUUUUUUUUUUUAUGUGACAUGAUCUAUGCAGUGUGGUUGAUGCUUUCAGAAUAGCAAACUUAUGGAUGUUUUGAUCAGAGU